AUGGAUCGAGGAGCGCCAGCAUUCUCCUUCGUCGUCGUCGCGGUGCUCGCCCUGGCCUCGUCUGUCGCGUCCGUCAACGUGACCACGCUCGCGUUCGACGAGGGUUACGUCCCGCUCUUCGGCGAAGGCAAUCUGGUGCGCUCCGCCGGCGGGAGGAGCGUCAGCCUCCUCCUCAACCGCUUCUCCGGAUCCGGAUUCAUAUCGAAGGACAUGUAUUACCAUGGAUUAUUCAGUGCCUCCAUCAAGCUGCCAUCGGAUUACACGGCGGGGGUCGUGGUUGCCUUUUACACGUCCAACGGUGACGUGUUCGAGAAGAACCACGACGAGCUCGACUUCGAGUUCCUGGGGAACAUCCGCGGCAAGGAGUGGAGGGUGCAGACCAACGUGUACGGCAACGGGAGCACCUGCCGCGGCCGCGAGGAGCGAUACUACCUCCCCUUCGAUCCCACCGCCGACUUCCACCGCUAUUCCAUCCUCUGGACAGCUGAGAACAUCAUCUUCUACAUCGACGACACCCCUAUCAGGGAGGUCCGACGGUCCGAUGCCAUGGGCGGCGACUACCCGUCGAAGCCGAUGUCGCUCUACGCCACCAUCUGGGACGCGUCCAACUGGGCCACCUCCGGCGGCAAGUACAAGGUCAACUACAAGUUCGGCCCCUUCGUCUCCUCGUUCUCCGACCUCGCCCUCCUCGGCUGCCGAUUGGACCCGAUCCAGCAGGUCCCGACGACCCAAAACGGCUGCGCUGCCGCCGACGCAGAGCUCGCCACCACCGGCCUCCAUGUCAUGACUCCCGAGAAGCGGCGGGCCAUGCGCGCUUUCAGAGAGCAGUACAUGAGCUACUCCGUCUGCUACGACCGGGCUCGGUACCCGGAGCCGCUUCCGGAGUGCGACGUUCUGGAGUCCGAGGGGAAGAGGUUCCGAGAGACUGGGCACUUGAAGUUCCGUAGGCACCACCGGCGCAUGCCGCGCCGCGGUAGGCGUGCGGUGGUGGCCGACGCCAACAGGCAGCCACGGAUGUGACGAUGAAGCCAACGGGCACGGCUGUUGAUGCGUGGGCAAUUGGUGAUUAAGGUUAAAAUGCUGGCAUUAAGUACGUGAUGGUGAUGGUCUUA
Messenger RNA from Musa acuminata subsp. malaccensis (wild Malaysian banana), 1112 nucleotides. RefSeq names its product probable xyloglucan endotransglucosylase/hydrolase protein 30. Gene Ontology annotation, biological process: xyloglucan metabolic process; cell wall biogenesis. Gene Ontology annotation, molecular function: xyloglucan:xyloglucosyl transferase activity; hydrolase activity, hydrolyzing O-glycosyl compounds. Lineage: Eukaryota; Viridiplantae; Streptophyta; Magnoliopsida; Zingiberales; Musaceae. Gene Ontology annotation, cellular component: cell wall; apoplast. The record is from RefSeq and is a predicted model, not a curated record.